Messenger RNA from Ipomoea triloba (trilobed morning glory), 3204 nucleotides. RefSeq names its product probable LRR receptor-like serine/threonine-protein kinase At3g47570. The record is from RefSeq and is a predicted model, not a curated record. The transcript is spliced from 2 exons. Gene Ontology annotation, molecular function: protein binding; ATP binding; protein kinase activity. Gene Ontology annotation, cellular component: plasma membrane. NCBI's taxonomy places the organism in Eukaryota, Viridiplantae, Streptophyta, Magnoliopsida, Solanales, Convolvulaceae. Gene Ontology annotation, biological process: hormone-mediated signaling pathway; protein phosphorylation. Bases 39 to 3101 code for a protein of 1020 amino acids.
UACGCACCUUGUGGCUAGUGUCAUCUUUCAACACGCACAUGAUGCCUUUUCCCAUUUGCUCAUCACCUUUCAGUACUUCCAACUUUAUCAUUUUGCUGUAUUUCCUGAGUUUCUUACUUCCAGCUGCCUCCAAACUACAAGGCAAUGCAACAGAUAGGGAUUCGCUUCUUGAAUUCAAGAAAAUGAUCAAAGGUGAUCCCUUCGGUGUGAUGAGCUCGUGGAACGAAACCAUCCAUUUCUGCGAGUGGCCCGGUGUUUCAUGCGGCCGCCGCCACCGGAGAGUCACAGCCUUAGGCCUCAGCUCCAUGAAGCUGGUGGGGUCACUUCCUUCUCACAUUGGGAACCUAAGCUUUCUCCGGGUUCUAGACCUUCAAAACAACAGUUUCUCCGGUGACAUCCCGCCAGCAAUAGGUAAUUUGCAUAGGCUGCAGGUUCUGCUUCUGCACAAUAACUCAUUUACUGGCUUCAUUCCUUCAAAUAUUUCUGGCUGCAUAAACUUGGAAGCUCUGAAUUUCUCAAAUAACUAUCUCAUGGGCAGCAUUCCAUCACAACUUGGCACCUUAACUAAUCUCCAAACCAUUCAUUUUGUUCACAAUAACCUUACCGGUAAAAUCCCUCCUUCUCUUGGCAAUCUUUCUCUUCUGUAUGAAUUCUUUGCCAAUAAGAACAACUUGGUAGGAGAAGUACCUGAUUCUUUGUGCAGAAUAUCAGGACUACAAUACCUUAUAGUCUAUGAAAAUAAUCUUAGUGGCACACUACCCUCCUCUCUAUUCAAUCAUUCAUCCAUGUUGGCUAUAGAUGUGGGAAACAAUUUCAUAGAGGGGUCUUUGCCUCCCAACCUUUUUAUCACCCUUCCUCGCCUUCUCUAUUUUAGUAUUCAUAAUGAUACUUUCACUGGAAAUAUACCUCCCACAUUAUCAAAUGCUACAAACCUGCAGUUCUUCUAUAUUAGCAGGAAUGGACUCACAGGAAAAGUACCUGACCUUGGAAACUUGCAUAAACUUCAAAGGUUCUUGAUAGCAUUCAAUCAUCUUGGGGAAGGGGAGGAUGGUGACCUGAACUUCCUGUCCUCAUUAACCAAUGCCACCAACUUAGAGCUUUUAGAGCUUAAUACGAAUAACUUUGGAGGUGUCUUACCUGAAUCCAUCUCAAACCUUUCAAGAAACCUUAUAGAAAUCGGCCUUUCCUACAAUAAGGUUUCCGGGAAAAUUCCAAGGGGGAUUUCCAAUCUCAUUGGCUUGGAGGCUCUAUAUUUGGCUUACAACAAAUUCAACGAGGAAAUCCCGCCUGAGCUUGGGUUUCUUAGUGGAUUGCAAGAGUUGGCUUUGCUAGGGAACCAUUUAUCUGGAAAAAUCCCAUCCUCUUUUGGAAAUCUAACACUUUUAACCCGACUUAGUUUGAGAGAAAACCAUCUCCAGGGUAUCAUUCCUUCAAGUUUAGGUAAAUGCCUGAACUUGGCCCUGUUGGAUCUUGGUCAAAACAACCUCAGUGGCUACAUCCCACAGGAAGUUCUUCAACAGUCAUCCUUGUGUUUGGAUUUCUCACAAAACCAAUUAACAGGUUCCAUACCAGAAGAUGUUGGAAAUUUGAAAUUUUUAAACUACUUGGAUCUGUCUUAUAAUUCACUGUCAGGCCAUAUCCCUAAGACACUUGGGAGCUGUGUGCAGUUGGAAAUGCUGAACUUGACAAACAACAACCUUCAAGGCAACAUCCCCUCUACUAUGCAAAAUUUGAAGAGCCUGCAAUUUUUGGAACUCUCAAAUAAUGGUUUGACAGGUGAAAUCCCAAGCUUCUUCAAGAACUUCAAAUAUUUGCAGAAUUUGAACUUGUCCUACAAUGACUUUGAAGGUCCAGUCCCAAGUGUAGGAGUUUUCAAUGAUACAAGUUCUUUUUCAAUCAUUGGAAACAGAAAUCUCUGUGGGGGUAUAUCUCAGCUCGGCCUACAUGAGUGCGAAACUACAAAACCAAAAAAGAGCAAAUCAAGUACUUACUUGAAAAUAGUGAUCCCUGUCAUUUCCGGGUUUCUUGUGCUGACAUUGGUAGUAUGUUUUCUUAGCAUUCGAUGGCUUAAAAGAUCAAGAAAAGAACCCCCUCCAGAUUCACAAGAAAACUCCAUCUUAAGAAUGUCUUAUCAGACUCUCCUCAAGGCCACAAAUGGAUUCGCCUCAGCCAAUCUGCUUGGAAUAGGUGGUUUUGGAGCUGUAUAUAAAGGAACUUUUGAUCAUGAUGGCACAGUUUUUGCUGUCAAGGUUCUUAACCUCUUGCACUCUGGAGCUACCAGGAGUUUUAUGGCUGAGUGUGAGGUCCUGAAGAACACAAGACACCGUAAUCUUGUCAAGGUGCUAACUGCAUGUUCGGGUGUUGAUUUCCAGGGAAAUGAUUUCAAGGCCUUAGUUUACGAGUACAUGAAGAAUGGGAGCCUUGAAGACUGGCUGCAUUUCAGUCCACAGGAAAAUUCUCAGAGUGAGGAGCACAAGAAGCUAAGUUUUGUUCAAAGGUUAAAUAUUGCCACUGACGUGGCAUGUGCUCUGGAUUAUCUUCAUAACGACUGUGAACUAGCCAUAAUUCACCGUGAUCUCAAGCCAAGCAAUGUUCUCCUUGAUAACAACAUGACUGGACACGUCAGUGAUUUUGGAUUAGCCAGAUUCGUACAGCCAUCUAUUCUUUGCUCUUCAGCAUCUCAGACAAGUACUGCAGGUGUACGAGGAACUAUUGGUUACAUGGCACCAGAAUAUGGAAUGGGAAGUGAGGUAUCAAAAUCUGCAGAUGUAUACAGUUUCGGCAUACUGAUCCUGGAAAUUUUCACUGGGAGGAGACCUACAGAUGAACUGUUCAAAGAUGGAUUAAACAUUCAUAACUAUGCCAAGGCUGCAUUACCAGUGAGAGGGAUGGAGAUUGCAGAUCCUAUACUUAUCCAGGAAAGAGACGAACAGGCACAAAUCAAACAAAAUCACAAAUCCCACAACAGGAAUGAUGAAUUUCAAGAGUGCUUAGUUUCUUUGCUUGAAAUUGGGGUCACCUGCUCUGAAGAAUCACCUAGAGAUAGAAUGAAUAUUGGUGAAGUUGUAGGUAAAUUGAAUAUAUUAAAGAAAUCCCUGUAGGAGACAUGUAAAAAAAAUGUAAUUCUAGCAUAAUAAAUGACAGUUUCAGAAAUUGAGUUUCAUGGCUGUACACUUCAAUGAAAAUCCAAAUCAGUCUGAUCCA